Messenger RNA from Pungitius pungitius (ninespine stickleback), 3357 nucleotides. It is a transcript of the gene ccdc57, whose product is annotated as coiled-coil domain containing 57. The record is from RefSeq and is a predicted model, not a curated record. Bases 211 to 2766 code for a protein of 851 amino acids. Gene Ontology annotation, cellular component: centriolar satellite; spindle microtubule; centriole. Gene Ontology annotation, biological process: cilium assembly; microtubule nucleation; centriole replication. Lineage: Eukaryota; Metazoa; Chordata; Actinopteri; Perciformes; Gasterosteidae. The transcript is spliced from 20 exons.
AGAUAGCCGUCUAUUGCCUCACGAAGCCGAAGAUAUUCGGCUGUUCUAAGCUAACGCUUGAAGCACAACCGUAUUUAACUUAACCAACGUUAGCGUUACAUCUCAGAAAGCACGAGCAACGACAUGUAAGCGAGGCCGGAAGCGGUACGUCAUUAUGGUCAGAGUAGAAGUGCAAACUGAUGACAGGAAGUGGGUUAUCCCAGUUUCACCAUGCACAUGGACAGUGGACUGGGAGAACUGGAGGCCCAGCUGGCCAUUAAAGAGAGAGAGUGGAAGGAGCUCCUGGCUUCAAGGGAUCGUCAGCUGGAGAGCUCCCUCAGUCAGGCUCAGGAGGAGUGCUUGUUCCUCAGAGAACGUUACCAGAAGCUGAGGGAAGACUUCCAGUUCAACCUUGCCAUCCUGGACGAACGAGACCGAGAGCUGGAAAGAUCUGAUGUCCUGGUGGCCAGAGCUCUGAGUGUGGAUAGCGACAGGCAGCGGGAGCUGAGGCGUCUCCGUGUCCUCGUCCUUGAGCUGGAGAAGCAGAGAGACAGAGACGCUGAGGAGACGCAGCAGCAGCUCGCUGACAGCCGUCAGCAGCUGGACGAGCUGCAGCGCUCUAUGGCUGGGAAUUUUCAAACGCAAACAGAGGAGUAUGAAAGGAUGAAAUUGGAUUUGCAGUGCAGAAUACAAGAGGUGGAGGGAGAGCUGACCCUGCAGAGACAGGAGACAACGGCAGCUUGUACCUGUAAACACCACUUUGACUUGAAGAUGGAUUCCAUGCACGCUGUAGUGCAGUCCUGUGAACUCAAGCUGCUCUCUGAGACACAAGCUCACCUUCAGGCUCAGCAUCAGUCCAAAGAGGCUCUCAAAGUUUCUGAAGCGUUGUGUCAGCAGAUACAAAGCCAGCUGCACCACAAAUGCCACCAGAUGGAAGACCUCACUGCUGUCAAGGAUAGCAAAAUAAAGGAUCUUGAGGACGAGCUGAUGUGGAUGGAGAACAAAUUGAAGAAAGAGCGGGAAGAUCACGUGAAAAAAUGUGAGGAGGCGGUCCAGGCCCAGAAGGAGUGCCAGGCUCAGCUGGAGGCUGAGCGGCAGACACACACACAGCGGCUGCACGAGGCUGACAAACACAUGGUUAAAUUGCAGAGGGAAGCAGAGGUUCUGGUUGCGCAGCUGGACCGCAUACAGAAGGAGCAACAGGAGGCGAUGCAACAAACAGGCCAGACAAUCCACAGGCUUGGCAAAGAGUUGGAAGCAACCCAGACUGGCUGGGACAAGUACAUCCGUCAGGUCUCCAAAGAGAUGGUUGUCAAGGAUACAGAGAUCCUCUCCCUGCACGAGAGAGAAACCCAACUGAAGACUGAGAGUGAGAGGAGCAGGGAGGAGAUGCAGAGGUACAAGCAGCAGCUGAGUGAUGGUUUAAAGAGAGAGAUGGCCUUAGAGCAGAUGCAAGUCCAGCUGGAGGUGGAGUGGCAGACCCGCUGUGAGGACAUGAAGGCCCAACAUUACCUCUCCAAUGAGCAGCUGAUUCAAGACUUGACCCAGGCUAGAGACCAGGCUAGAGCCGAACUGAAGGAGAGAAAACAGGAGCUGCAGGACUUGACUGUGUUACUAGAAACAGAGAGAGACCAGGCAGCACAGGGUCUCACACAAAAGGCAGAUUCUCGGCUAUUAAAGGAGAUUCUUGGUCUACAGCAGCAGAACAGCGUCCUGCGGGGCGUAGUUACUCAGAUGAGGAAGGACAUGGAGGGUCUCAUCCAUCUCCAACCCCAUCAUCAGGCAAAGCCACAGGUGUCCUCUCCUCAGCCAGGUCAGAAUUCAGGAGCCCCUGCUGGCAUCGCCAUCCCUUCUACAGCUGUCCCUCAGAGAGCCACAGGACCACAGGACCAAUCCACUAAAAUCUUCUCCAACGUUAGCCAAGGAGGUGGUCGGAGCUUGGUGAAAAGUGGCCACGCCUCUACUUUGGCAAAGCAGGAGUUCAGCACGGAGCACACAGAGGCGGCUCUGGCCAAUGUCAUGCAACAGAGAGGAACCCGGUGUAUGCGACGGCAGCAGGCCUCAGGGCUCAUGUCUGGUGCUUUGUUAGAAAGCGACCCUCCUCUCCUACGUUCCAGGCUGAAGCAGGCAGCUUCCUUUAUUGCCCGUCUGAGCAGAGAGAAACAGCAGCUGAUAGAGAUGGGGAACCGCCUCCGAGCCCAGAUCACCACUGCUGGAAUGCAGGUGGAGCCAGAGAGGGACUCUUCAACAGAGAAACCCAGAGAACAGCAGGGCCGGCUGUUUGCUGUGGAGCGACUGCAGUACCAGCUCACCACACAGGAGCUGCAGUACGCACUGAUGCAGAGACCUGGCCCUUUGCCUGGAACCAACCGCCCCGGUCCCGCCACAGAAGGGCCUGCCAACCCCUGGUGCCGGGACCACAGAACCAGGCCUGAGUCAAUAUUGCAUUCAUUACAGGACAAAGAGGGGCUCACCCAGUCCCAGGGCCCGGUGGACAUGGAGCUGUCCGCGUGCCGCUUAUCAUCAGAAGGGUCGCUGCGCUCCUUAAAAGAGCUGUGGGAGAUUCUGGACGGUGGACUCAGUCCAUCCAUUGUCUCAGAAGGUGAGCGUGAGCUGGCUGACUUUGGUGAUGCUGGAGGUCAGAUGACGGUGUUCGGUAGCUGUGCUCCCAUCCAUGGCCAGCCGAGGAAGUGCCCUUCUAAAACCCCAUCAAACACCAUCAAGACCAGCAGACCUGGACCCACUGGCAGGACCUGCACGAUCAGAAACUACAACUUUAAAGACUGACAUGGACACAAGACACUCUGUCAGUGUCUGGUCAUAAGAAGUCCUACUCAGCCUGUGAACAUAAUCCUGAUUAUGUCACUAGGAUGGAUAUCCGGAUAGCAUGAGUAUGGACAUUUCUAUAAAGCUUAGGUGUUUUUUUGGUUACUUCCUGUCUGUCUCAGCAUUGAUCACUUGGUCACCAACUUUUGUGAAAGCUUCUCACUGUUGCCACAGUAGGUCAGUGGCGAAAGAAGCAGCCUAAACACAUCAUGCUGGAUAGGAUGAACGCCAGUAACCCCCGACCAGUCAGACGAGCUGUCCUGUCUACGUCAUAGCCCCUCUCCCGCCUCUUAAUCACCCUAUCCCGAUAAACCCUCCCCUCUGCUGCUAUUGGACAGAAGUCCACCACCACGUUUUGUGAUUGGCCUAUGUGCAUGUCAUCCAGAAUGCUUUGGUGUGUGUAUCCACGUGUGCCCGUACCGGUCUUCAAGUUCACGUUCGGUGUUAAAUUAGGAUGUUUAAACAUGAACCUUCCUCCCCCAGUCCGAAGCCUUGCUCUGUGUGGAUGUGCAUGGUUGUUUGUCAGUCUCUAUAAAGGAUAAGAGCCUUUGA